Molecule: messenger RNA, 8022 nt
Organism: Haliotis rufescens (red abalone)
Lineage: Eukaryota; Metazoa; Mollusca; Gastropoda; Lepetellida; Haliotidae
Product: ABC transporter B family member 1-like
Exons: 17
Coding region: 216-2723 (835 amino acids)
Biological process (GO): transmembrane transport
Cellular component (GO): membrane
Molecular function (GO): ATP hydrolysis activity; ATP binding; ABC-type oligopeptide transporter activity
Source: RefSeq, a predicted model, not a curated record
AAAGUGAGAACACACGCCUCUUUCAGAUCCACUGACCCUAGUCAAUAAUGAUGAAACGGUACCUAUUCUUAGAAAAUGACUAUUUAAGUUCUACGUCAGCAUAAAGGUUUCAUUUGGAAAACAACUGCUGUGCUUGAAGGUACCUGUAAGGAAGAGUAAGUCAUCAAGACCCAGUUCUAAUCCAGAAUUGCAGCGUCAUUCAUCCACCUUGCACCAUGACAGACAGGCGGGGCUCAUCGUUAAACAACCCAGAUUACAGUCCCAAGAAAACCCUGAUUCCAAACGGCGAUGUUGAAGUCGUUGUCAUAUCUGAGCCCGACGCCAAGGCUCAUUACCAAACAUGGUACUCUCUGCCAACACUGCGAUUUGUCAACGUGGUCCAGGCUGUUGUCUUGGUGGACGCGGUGCUGUCCAUUAUUCUGUGGUUGACAGGAGGAACAUCUAGUUACUUUGUUGACAACAUUCUGAGGUUUCAUCUGAGGCAAUCUGUGUUUGACCUCGCCAUUAUUGCCACUUGUAAAGCCUUGUUCCUGGUCCCAUUCUACAGACUCCUAGAAGAAUCAUUUUAUAAUCAGAUUCAGCACCCAUUCCAGCAGAAAUUCCGCAGAAAUGCGCGAGUGUUUCACAUAUUGGUCGUGUUCCUCUCCUUUGCGUUCCUGGCGUUCUCGGCCACCAAAGGGGGACUGGUGCUGUACUCCAUCUUGCAGGACCCCUCCUACCCUGGGAUGCACUCCACGUACUAUGCCCUCGUGGUCAGCGCCGCCUGUUUCAGCCUCCUGGAGUUCUUCAUGUGUCUGUGGAGUUUUGUGGCGCUGCGGAAGCUGGAGUCUAUCCGUGUCAUGCACAGAGUCAACGCAAAGGGGGAGGAACUGGAUGAAGAAGGGAAACCGAUCGAGAAAGCUGUGGAUCUUAAACGACUCAUGACGUUAGCGAAACCGGAAGCGGGACUUCUUACUGUUGGGAUUGUAGCUCUGCUGGGGUCCAGUGCGGCCAGCAUGGUAGGACCCCUGUUCUUUGGGAAGGUGGUCGAUGCUGCCCAGAAGAGUAUGGAUGACCUCAACAGGACUGUGUUGAUUCUGCUGGGGGUCUUCAUAGGAGGAGCUAUAGCCGGCAUGAUCAGGGCGUGGUUCUUUGUCCUGGCAGGGCAGAAACUGGUGGCCAGACUUAGGAAAGAGCUGUUUGGAUCAGUUAUUAGACAAGAAGUUGCGUUCUUUGAUCAAAACAGAACUGGAGAGUUGUGUAACCGACUUUCUUCUGACACUCAGGUGCUCCAGAACUGUCUGACAGUGAAUGUGUCCAUGUUGUCGAGGUAUUUGCUGCAGAUCAUUGGCUCGCUGGCUCUCAUGUUUGUGUUGAACCCAUCUCUCACAGGCGUCCUCCUGGCAGUGGUGCCGGUCGUGGCCAUCGGCGCCGUCCAGUAUGGAAAGUACAUGAAGAAGUUACGCAAAGACUUCCAGGAUCGGUUAGCUGAUGCAGGAACGCAAGCUGAGGAGGCGCUGUCCAGUCUGCGAACUGUCCGAAUGUUCGUUGGAGAGCGGAAGGCUCUGGAUGAGUAUUCGGCCGAGAUCAACAAGAGUUACAGAGUUGGCAAGAAGCUUGCACUUGGUCAAGGCACGUUUGAAGGUGUUAUUGGGAUUGUGGCCCAGGCCGCGGUAGUCACAGUGCUGUGGUACGGGGGCAAGCUGGUGUACGAAAACUCACAAGACACUACACAAGGGAUCACUCCAGGCAUUCUCACUUCCUUCUUGUUGUACACGUUACAAGUUGCCAUGGCGUUUGCACUCCUAUCCUCCCUGUACGGAGACUUCAUGCAGGCGGUUGGUGCCUCAGCAAGAAUCUUCAAGUUGAUGGAUCGUCUCCCUGAAGUCCCAUACGAGGGGGGAGCAGUGCCCUUGACCUUCGAUGGAGAGGUUGAGUUUGAUUGUGUGCACUUCACCUACCCGUCUCGAGCUGACACUCCGGUCCUAAAGGAGUUGUCUUUCAAAGUUCAUACCGGCCAGAUGGUGGCGCUAGUAGGACCGUCAGGGGGAGGUAAAUCUACCAUCGUCAGUCUCAUUGAACGCUUCUAUGAUCCAGACAGUGGCAGGAUAUUACUGGGAGGCCAUGACCUGAAGACACUUGACCCCUCCUGGUUCCGCCGCAAGAUGGCGAUGGUCAGCCAAGAGCCCACACUGUUUGCCUCCUCUAUCCGAGAAAACAUCGCCUACGGUAAAGUGGCGUCAGACCAGGAGGUUGAAGAAGCUGCCAAGCAGGCCAACGCCCACGAGUUCAUCAUGUCAUUUGAAGACGGCUACACCACCAAGGUGGGAGAGAGGGGCGUGAGGCUGUCCGGGGGGCAGAAACAGAGGAUAGCCAUCGCCAGAGCCCUCAUCAUGGACCCGGUCAUCCUGCUGCUGGACGAGGCCACCAGUGCUCUAGAUGCAGAGAGUGAACACCUGGUCCAGGAGGCUAUAGACCGCGCCAUGAAGGGAAGAACAGUCAUCGUCAUCGCUCACAGACUCUCAACUGUCAGAAAUGCCACACAGGUGGUUGUGAUUGACAAAGGCCACAUAGCUGAGCGAGGAACUCAUGAUGAACUCCUGGAGAAAGAUGGCGUCUACAAGCGUCUUGUCCUGCGACAGCUGAUGGCGGCCGACAUGCCGGGACAAACGGUGGAGGCUGACACACCGAGUGAAGCGAACAACGCUGGUGAAGGAGUCUCAGGGACGGCUGUAACAGUUUAAUUGUGAACACAUUGUCAAUCCUUCACAGGUUUUUGUACAGUACGUUCCUCCAUCACUUGGGGUGAAAUGAUACAUCGGUAGGCCGGUGCAUUGCGAGUUUUCAUGUGACGAUAAGAUUCACGAUACGUUUUUUUUGUAUUGGUACAACACGAUACACUUGUUGAAAUAAAUUACUUACUACUUGUUUAAUUAUCCCUGACGUUUUUGUCAAUCAGAUAUCACAAAAUGUGUUAUGAUUAGCGUUUCAAGUUCAUUACUGAAAAUAGCUGCGGCAAACAUGUGGCUAACAGCUAGAUUUUCCUUUUGAACCUGCUCUGAAAUAUUUAUUUUCCAGAAGUUUCCAUGCAAUUUGAUGUAAAUAUGAGUAUCGCAAUUCAUAUCGUAUCAUGACCGAUGUAUCAUGAUAAAUAUUGUAUCGUGACCUUUGUAUUGUGAUAUGUAUCGUAUCGUGACCUUGUUGUGUCGUUUCACCCCAAUCCAUUACCCAUCAAGGUGUAUGGCCACUUGCAGUGUGGGAGUCAAGCAAUGAAGUGAGACCUUCUUAAAAACUCAUGGAAGUCAAACAGAGCUGGGAUGAGUCCAAAUUUACUACCCGGGUACCCACCCUCCUAUUACCCGACCCUACCCAGGUACCCUCUGUAGGUUUCAAGAGAUAGGUACAAAAUGUCUGAUUGUGAAGAGUUUGAAUGUAGUCCUGGACAAAAUGUAUUUUGUUACACAUAAAACGAUCUGGUCAUGCAUGACUGAAGUUUUAUCUUUAUUCAAACAUGUAAUAGUCAGAAGGAAUGGGUGAAUAGUCAGAACGAAAUGCCAACAUUAGUGAUUUGUAGUGUAACCAUAUAGUUCUAGAUCAUUUUUGUCAUUAAACAAUAUAUCACGUGACUAACCACAGGUCCGGGUAGUCCUGUGGGUACCUGGGUCCUUCUCAGUACCAACCUGACCAUAGUUACCCAUCCUAGCCCUAAAGUCAAAUGUGCCCAUUUCUGGUGUCCCCCGCCGUGAUAUUGCUGGAAUAUUGCUUAAAGUGGCGUUAAAUCAUACUCACUCACUCACUAAAGUCAAAUGUGCCUUACUCAUGACUUUGUGCAAACCCUACCAUGGCCUGAUAUUGAAGCAGAUCUCCGAACUCGAUCGCUGCAAGGUUGCAGCAUGCGUUGCUCAAGAAAUAUUGCUGUUUGUGGGAAUCUGAGGCUAUGGCUUGAUAUGGUAGUUUAAAUAAAGCGACCACACUGCGAGUCGGACGUAUGGCUUCACGGGUCAUGGGGAGCAUAGUCCAUCAAGUACAGACGCUGCUGUGAAGGCCAGCUUGGACUGUGAUAUUAUCUUACACUGGGCUUACAGAUUCUUUUGGCAACAUUGAUUUCGUAGUGUUGUCAUUUUGACAGAUAAAUGGUAUAUUUUGAGAUUCUAUCAUAUUUGUCAAUAGAGAUGUUCUGUAACAAGUGUCAUAUUUGGAUAACACUUUCUUUGUUAUGUACAGAUUCUAGUCUUUUUCGGGUUGAGUCCCAUCCGGGAUUCGAACCCACACUCCCAGAUUGAGGCACCUAGCCGCCAGCACCCAAAGGCAGCGAUCUAACCCACUCAGCCACCGAGGCUUCCACUAAAUGAAAGUCUGACAACUGGUAGUCAAGAUCACGUACUUUGUACCAGAACCUGUACUUUACUAAGCAAGUGUUAUCCCAAAUAUAACAUUAGUUACAUUAGACCACUUUCUAAAUGACAUUGUGUAUUCAGAGAUGUUCUGUAUGUAUAGAUUGAAGUUGUGUAAGACUGGUAUUUUGAUAGUGUUAUCAUCGUGACAGAUACAACUCAAUUUUGAGAUUCUAUUAUAUCUGUCAAUAGUGAUGUGCUGUAUAUAGAUUGAAGUUGUGUUUGAGUGUUAUUUUUAUACUAUCACGCCAUUUCGAUGCCCUGUGCAAUAACUGUGCAUCCAUUUUGUCCAUUGUGGUUCAUCAGAUUACCAUGCACUGUUAUCUUGGACAACAUCACACUUGUUCCAGAUUUCUAUUUCUAUUGAUUUUAUGUCUCACAGGUGUAGCCAUGCUUUUGUUUGCAUGGGAAAUCCUGUGUACGGUGAAUCCUGGUUCCACAAUGUAUAGAAUUCUUGUGUAUAUCAUGCACAUGAGAUACGGGUAGAGAGAUACUAUUACUUGCACAACUGGUUAUAGAUAGUUGACUGUGAAGAGGACUUCUGUUGAAAAUCUGAAGAUUUUAUUGUAUAAUGACAGCCACAGUACAGGAUCUAUUUCUGUAAUAGAGAUAGUUUUCUUUGAAUAAUGAACAAUGACAACUAUAAUUUAUUUACACGGUUAACAAAUUGUAUGUAUUGUUUUAAAUACAUGCAGACAUUCCCUAUCAUAAUCAUCCAGAAAGCAGGAAUUCCUGAUUAACAGGGUCCAGACUAGGAAGGUUUCACUGUACUCACAUCCUUCACUGUGGGAGGGAUUGGUCCAUAGCCAUUAUCCAGGUUCCCACUUCACUGUGAUUUGGGUAGUUAAUCAUUGUUGUUUUUUGUGUGUCUAUAUAUUUGUGUGUAUGUCUGUGUGUUUGUAUGUCUGCGUGUCUGGCUGUGUUUGUGUGUCUGGUUGUGUCUCCCUUUGUGUGUAACCGUGUCUGUGUGUGUGACUGUGUGUGCAUUGGGUUUUACAUACAAACAGCUUGUAGGGCUUAACAUGUGAUGGUUGUGUAGAUAUAUGAAUCAAUUUGUAAAUAAGAAAGUGAGUGCUCAAGAUUGUUUGUAUGUUUGACUUAAAUCACUGAAAUCCAUGACACGACAUUUUGUCUCCUCCACCAAUGGCAUGAACGUGUUUAACUUGUCAGUCAGGUUUACGUGUUCUUUGUCUCACUACAGAACAAAUCCAUGUUGGUUUUUUCACUUUUUUGUAUAGUAUUUAUUACUAUUUGUGUUACUUAUUACAUUUAGGAUGUACUUGCCCCAGACCAGUGAACAUAAGCUCGUUUCUGACCUGACCUUUCUUCAGCCACAUCACAAGAGUUGUUUUAGAGCUGUUACAUUUUAACAGUAAUAGUUAGUUUGAGAUAAAAAACUAAUUGGUUAUUAACAAUCUGCAGAUAUUUACAAAACGUAAGUGACCUACCAAAUAUAUGAUUUUCGUAAAUAUACAAUUAUGGUAUUGCUCAGAGUAUUUUAUUUUUAAAUGACAAGUCGAACAGUAACAUUAUGUAGCAAUUCAAUUUGAAAGGAUUUUUUUUUAAACAUGUAUUUUUAAAAUAAUUUAACAAACUAUGUUUUGGGUCAGCGGGUAAACCAUAUAAUUACUCUUUUAGUAAUACUGGACCUUUUUCUGUGUUUUUUAUUAUCAGGUGUAGGACCAGUAUUGAACACAUGCAUGGCCAAACACAUUGGCAUGAUUGAUCAUAUUUUCUCCAAUAUUUUACAUUUUUAUUAUUAAGCAACUUAAAAGUUGUUGUUUUUUCAUGUGAUUACAAAGAUUUGGGCAUUAUUCCAGUCAGAGAAAAGGCUGUUCCUGUAGCCCAUCAUUUAAAAAUUACUUCUGGGUGUUGUUUUUGUCCAGUUCUUGAAGUAGAAUAGCAACUUACUAGCACUGCUGGGGUUUGCACAGUGCACGAAACCGAUGUUAGUUUUGUGGUUGUGUAAGAUCAGACAUCAGUCCAUUGCUUACCUAAAUUAUAAAAUUAAAAUUCCAAAAAGAAUUAUGGACCACCCAGUUCUUUUAGAUUACUUUAAUUAAUCCAUUAGGCCAUGACAGAUUAACUAUAGUAAUACGAAAGAAUCGAGUGGUCCUUAAUUUGUUUUAGUAGUAUAGAUCUGGUAUUUAUACAGCAUUAUGCAAGUUUGGAAGUACUCCCAUGAUUGAAUGUAGCAGUGUUUGGCAUACCAGAAGUCUAGAGUAUGCAAGUUUGGGAAUGAACCGGUUUUGUGCCUUGUGAAAUACCAUAUUUGACGUAAUAAGCGCCCUGCUCUAAUAAGCGCCCGCGGCGAUUUUUGCUAAUAUAUUGGCUAAUGAACAAUCUCAAUUAGCAACCCUUUCAAUUGAUCUUAUUUAUUUGUGUAUAAUACUCACUCGUGUGUUAUAUGCACCUUUAAUUAUGGGCAAUUAAAUUCUGGCAAAUAUAUCUGUUGUGUAUAAUACGCACGACUUUUCUUUCGUAUCAUUUCCGGCUGUCAGCAUAAACCACGAAAUUUAUGAUCUUUCAACUCUGUUUUUUUUUUCUCACCAAAAUUAUAUCCUAUUAAGAGCCCCCUAUUUCUAAUUUUGAGCGCACCCUAGGUGCUUAUUACGUCGAAUAUGGUAGUCUAGUCCUGACUGUUAUAUUGCCCUGCUUGGGUAUAUUUCUGUGCUCCAAUAUUGGUACAUGAGUGUAUCCAGAAAUGUCCCAAAUUACAUAUCUGUCAUACCUGUUCCAACAAUGACUGCAACAGCACUGUUAGCAUGUAGGUUUACACUUUUUUUAAGGGGCCUCAACCCGAUUUGUAAAGAGAAAACAGAAAGUUUUAUACCUGAUUUUUUCAUUUAUUCUUGUAAUCAUCAAAACGGCAGAGAAAUAACCUUAGGGAGCAACCAGUUUGAUUUGAUGGUGGAGACAGAGGUGCUUGCAGGAGGAUUUUAUCUAAGACAUCAAUGAAGCCCCUGUUUUACUGGGGGAAAAUUACAUACCUGUUAUGGCUCAUAUUGUAGGAAAUGUGGCAUGUAUUUAAAUAUCGAGAAGUCAAAUUUGAAAUAACAGCAGCUCUUAUUUUGUGUUGGAAAAAAAUAAUUGAGUUCCUAAAUAUGAAAAACAGAAAUGCUGAUCAUGCUGAUCUCAAACCAAAAUUUGAGAUGUCCCUCGAAAAUCAAAUGACUGCUCCCUUAAUCCUAUUCUGUUGUCCAUAUGACAGCCAUGAUACUUUAUGCAAACCAAUGUUGUUUUUUGUCAUUGUGUGUUUUAUAAGUGAGUUUUGUGACACAUAUUAGCCUGCCAUAUUCAAACAUAUUACCAGAAUACCCGUGGGAUCCAUACAGUUUCUAAGAGUCCAUGAUCUGUAAAGGUAUUCCACUUAAUUUGGACUAGCGUUUAAUUCAAACAUUUGAAUUCUUCAUUGGAAUAUAAACAUGAUUGAACUAGAAAGGAAUGAAAUCUAAGUCAUUGUAAUUAAAAUUUGGUUUUCAAAACAUGUGGAGGAAUGCUUUUGUGGCAAUUUAAUUAGAAUCACUAUAUUCAAUAUGACACUGAGAUAGUUACAAUGACUUUUCAGGUUUUUAGACCUGACAUUUCAUGUCAACUUCAAGAUACAGAAUAUGCAUUCAGGGAAGAAAUAAAUGUGUUAAAUAUUGUU